AUGCCGACCUUCGGUCGCAUUGGACGGCACCACAACCGUUCGCAGCAAGCACUUGUUGAUCAGGGCGGAGGGGUUGCCGGCCCAGCAGCUUCACAUUCUACUGCUACACCUGCGCCGCCGCCUUCGGGGUCUGCUGCCUCCGGUCCUGGUCCUCAUUCCUCCUCCUCCUCCUCCUCCUCCUCCUCUUCGUCUCACCCUUACCCUUACUCCUCGUCCCUCGCUCCCGCGCCCGUCUCGAGUGCAAUCACAACCAACGCUGCCGCCGCCGCCGCCGCCGGCGCUAAUAAUCAGAUAACCCCCCAAUCAAUCUCGUCGACUGCCUUCAGCUCCAGCGAAUCCUUCGACACCUACCAAACCCAGCUGGCCCAUCAACAUCAACACCAACAACCACAACUUCAACACCUCCAGCAACAUCAGCCAAACCUCCCACAGCAGGGUCAGCAGGGAUCACCUGCACAGCCCCGCGAAUACCCCCCUUCCUCAACCUCCGCCGCCGCUGCUACUGCCUCGCGCAACUCUCUCCUGCUGCAGCACCAGAACCCGCCCAUUGCCGAUUUACGCCAAAGGAGUCAGCAGGAUUUUGCCGAUCCCCAGUCACAGCGCUACCAGCCUGCAGUGGCCCCUUACCCCAACAACAACAACCAAUUCAUCACUGCUGCAUCCAGCUCCGUCGACAGUCUGAGAGCAUCCGGCAACAACACCUCUCCUGCUCCCCUCCGAAGUCCAGCUCCAUCGCCAGUUCCGCCACCCGCCCCGGAGAAGCGCUCUGCGCGAAGCCGGCUCAAGCACUUCUUGGGCGGAUCGGGCCGCGACCACCACAACACCCCGCCUUCCCAACCUACCCCGCCAAAUUCCUACGAUAACACUGCUGGUCUUGUUCGCCGGCCAUCCAAAAGAGUGUCCAAUCCGCCACCCGCAAAGACUGCCUUGUCCCAACGGGCUUCGCAGCUGUCUUUGGAUCAACAAUCCGCUGACUGGCCACUUCCGGGUCCCCAUCAACAACCUUCCCAGCUGCAGGGCGUUGGCGCCAUCGAGGAUCACCGCCUGGCACAAGACCCUAACAUAGAUCCCCGUCUACAGAGCCCAGAGCCCAACCGUAACUCGGUCCGAUACGUGCCGGCCGACUUCGACAACACCUCCUACGACGACUCCGUGUACGGAGACCGACAGAAGCAGCAGGUGCCCGCCUUGCAAGAGCAGCAGCAGCAGCAGCAGUACCAACAGUUUUCCCAACAGCAGAGCGCCCAAUACCAAGCCGGGCCGCCUGCCAUCUAUACCAGCCACCUGGGUGCCGGCUCGCAUCGAAAUCCUGAGACCGUCUCUGAGUUGUCGCAUGAGUCGCCUGUCACUGAUUCAGACGCUCGCUCGGCAAUCGUUCAAUCUACCCAAUCCUCCCCCGCAGUGAGAUACGCCGUGCAUACCACCGACAGCCCGCAGCCUUCAACACUUCCUCCUUCCCAGCAAGGAACACCUCAGCCUCCCCAGCAAAAUAUGGCCCCCCCCUCCGGAGGUCCUCCCCCAAUCCGACGGUCGCAAGAGACGGAAAAGGCACUGCGCAGCCAGGUCGACGCACCUUCAGGCCCGCCGCCGAGCUACAGACAAAACCCGUCAAUGCCUCCUGCUGCUGGCGGCGCUGCUGCAGCUUUCCGGCCUGGCGUUGCUCAAGAAGCGCGCCAGUUCGAGGGAGCAUCAGGGGAGCAGGGCCGAAACAGCCCUCAGCCUACCAACACCGAUCGUGAUGGCGCGGACCCCGACAAGUUUAAGGAGCUCUUAACUAAGUAUAAGAAUGUAAAGCGCCUGUACUUUGAAGGCAAGACGCAGAUCGACAACCUCAAACCUCAGAUCGAGCAGCUGCAGAAUGCGCUUGCGAAUCAGCGCAUGUCCCAAUCGCGCACCGCUCUCGACGACAGCGAAUACAUAACGAGAUUCAACCGUCUCAAUGGUGCUAUUAACAACCUCUCAUUCAACAUUCGAAAGGACUGGCGUACGAUACCGCAGUGGCUGGACAUGUUUGUCAGUAUCGAUGCGCUCAAGACCGGAAAGCAGGAGAUGACAGCAGUCGGCCGCGCCGUCAUCACAAGAUGGAUUGUAGAAGAAAUCUUCAACAAGUGCUUCCACCCUGGCCUCAACUUCGACCUCAGCCGGCAAUUGAAGGAGAUUGAGCUUAACAUCCGACGCUUCUCCUACACCAUGACCAGCCAGGAAGAGUUCGACGCCCUGACGAGCAAGGUCGUCAGCUGGCGGAUGGCUACGCUGGAGGGUCUUCAGCGGGUUCUGAAUUCUCCGGAAAGUGCCGACAACCGAGCGGACUUCACCCGCAUGUGUACGUCCAACCUCACAGCGACCUUGUUCCAAUACAUGACAGAUCCACCACCCGCCGGCGUUGACGGCAGCGCCUCCAUGAUCGUGGAGUUGGCUGUCGGCAUCGCAGCCAACCUUCCACUCGAAAGCAGAGAUGUUGCGAUUAAUUACCCCCUGCCUGGAGACCCCGUCCAGCCCAACAUCAUGGACGUGGAAAAGACCCCGCUCCCGCCCCUGGAUACCCCCAAACCCGAGGGUGAGGCGGAGGGUGACGAGGGAGACAAGGAUAAGAACAGCAAACCCCAGCGGGCCGAGAAGAGCAAGAGCGGUAUGUUCACUACUAUACUCGGCGGCGGAACGCACGCCGGCCGCAAGGGCAGCACUGCGUCGUCAAUUGUGCCCGCAAGUACUGAUGCUGCCCCUCCCUCAGCUCUCCCACCCAAAGACAGCAAUGUCGUGCGGCUUGCAGGCUUCCCAGCUGUGGAAGUUCGGGGUCGCCAGGUGCUCGUGAAAGCUACAGUGUGGACGGUUUGA
Colletotrichum graminicola M1.001 is the source of this 2835-nucleotide messenger RNA. RefSeq lists its product as uncharacterized. Bases 1 to 2835 code for a protein of 944 amino acids. Lineage: Eukaryota; Fungi; Ascomycota; Sordariomycetes; Glomerellales; Glomerellaceae. The record is from RefSeq and is a predicted model, not a curated record. The transcript has 2 exons.